GUAGACGCGUUCACUUCUACGCUCUCAAGUUUCUCUCUUGCAGUCGCACACGUUUUUGUUGUUGACGCGCGAUCGCUUUGCUCUCGCUCCUAUAUAUUGCGUUGGUGCAGCAGUGUGAGUGUACAUUUUUACUUGCGACAGUUGGUGCCACAGUGACAAUUGUUUUCACGAAUAGAUCAAGUGCUCUAUUUCGACGCGCGAACGCAUACCGACAGUGCCAUCGAACUAAUUUUUUACCUUUCGUUCGACUUUGACUUUCUCACGCGAAAGGACAGUCCUCAAAGUCAUCGAACACUCAAGCAAGAGAAAGAACAUUUUUCGUGCAAGUCAGCGACUCACUUUGCUUUCCGAGGGAAUUUUUCUCUUUGUUUUCGUCUACUGAUUUUGGAGUGAGUGCAGCCGUCAAAAAGGCAGCACCUAUGGAAAGUGAUAGCCCGCACGGGGUUCCGCCUAGCCGUAGACGUCUUAGGUGACCAUCAUCAGUUCGGAGCAUCUGAAUAAAUCGUACGAACUUAGCGUUCAAGUAUAGAACUUUCAGACAACGUCACGUGCUUCGACGCGCGUUGCUUGUGACAAGUAUCGCGAAGCGCGGACGCUGAUUUUUUUUUUCGACAUAACGUUUCGUCUUUCGAGGCUAUAGACGAAGGAUACAUCAAUAAAAUCAACAAAGAUGGCUAUCCCGUUUGCAUUGCCGUCGGACGAGGAUUCCGAGGAUCAAAGCCAACAGCAACUCGAGCAACUGAUGCUCGAUCUCUACUCGGCGCUGCAACAGGUCCUGCGCGCCAGAAAUGCUCAACACUCACCGAGAAACCACCGAUUACCGCGCAGGUCAUCCGACCUGUCGUCCACGCGCGAGCACUCGGUGUUACUCGUGGACUCGGACCUGUCGCGCUUACCGUUGCCCGACUUGGUUCUGUCGGCUGUCGAGCAAUUGCCGCCACCGCCACCACAAGUGACCGUCUCAGCACCGAGCAGCCCAACGCGAGACGCUGCCUUUCAAUUUCCCGAGUGCAGCACCAGCAGCUCGGCUGUGUUACCGGUACCAAGUCCAAGGCCCAAACCGCGCCGUCGGCGACUCACUUCCGAAGGCUCACUGCCGGAAAAGGACACCGUGCCGACGGAAUGCAAUGCCGAAAGAGGCGUCUGCUGUGUGCAUCAUCUUGCUGCCAGUCUUGACGAGAAGGAAUGGAAAACCGUUGGCACUUAUCUCAGAAACAUCGCCGAUGACUUUCAUGCAUCCAAGACCAAGGACUCGGCAGUGGAGAAAUCGAGGCUGUCGUUCUUGGGCUCGUGCCUGUCGUCAGCGGCGAGCCGCAGUAGCAGUCUCAGUCGUUCAGGCUCAACGGACAGUAUCCUUUCGAUGCUGAUUCCGCAACCAGUUCGAGAGACUCUGUGGACGACACUGGCUUUGUACCUCGGCUGGCGAUUGGUCACACGUCUGCGAUAGAGCAUCGUCGAUGUCGACCCGAUGAUGGCAGCAACGUAAAAUCCGCCAACGAGGCUUCGAUACUUAUUAUGGAGGAGGAAGACAGAGCCUGUGAUGGUGACGAUCACGACGAUCACGAAGCAUAAGAAGGUUCUUCUUCCGGCUUGUCCUUUUCUCUAAACACUACACAUAAUGUACAUAUUGUAUAUGCCGCGCUUCGUUCAGCAUCCGAGAAGGUUCGCGAUAUUAUAUGUCUAUUACACUUUUUGUGAGUUGGUUUGAUCCCAGAUAGCGAGACAUUUUGCCAUAUUUCGACAUUUCGACACGUGAAAAUGAUGGACAAGGAAAGAACUGUCUCGGAUGUUACUUUGGCCAUCGCGUGCCAUCGUUUUUCUACGUGCAUCGCGCUGUAUCUCUCUGUGUGUUGAGACGAACACACGCAGGCAUAACCAUCGAUUCUGAAAGGAGAAUGCGCGCGAACAAGAGGAUGUUAGUAUAUGCGUAUAUAUAGAGAGGGACCGGACCGUGCGGAGCGGUGUUUUAUUUUUUCACCUGCAAGAGUGCAGGCAGACAACGUUAGCGGAUGAGAAAGGACGAGAUCCAAAGAGGAAUAAAACCCAAUAAUCAAACCGAUGAUCUCAUUAUGGAUAAACAAAGAGAAUUUUUUUAUUAAAGUAGCUGUUGUGAUUUGUAAUAAGCCCAAGUGACGGAGAUGCGAUUAUAAUUUCAUGAACUUUUUUUUAUUCGUAUCGCAACUGUAGAUCGAGCUUCGCCACGAGCUCGCAUUUAGAUUGUAUCUUUGCUUUUUCUUUCUAUGUUUUUAUUUACUUCUUUUCUUUCGAGAUUCGACUGACAUUUACCUUGAUACGUGCCAACGAUUUACAUUGCCAAUUGUAAAGACUUUGUGAUUCUUUUAGUUUCUUCGAUAAGAUGAAAAAAAUUAUAGUUAGCUAUAGCAUUACGAUGAGUACUUUGGUUUAAGAAAGAAUUUCUAUUUAGACACUUACGUUUAAUCUUAUAAAUAUCUCUUAUUUAGCGUGUAAACCAAAAUGAUCUUUUGGUAGAUAGUGGGAGUUGGCCGAUCGUUGGCACGUAUACACGCGUCGUCGUUGUUGUACAUAUAGCGAGUGAAUAAUAAUAAUAAGCGCAUACAAGACAUUCUCUCUCUCUCUCUCUCUCUCUCUCACACACACACGGACGCACACGCACACACGCACGCACGCACGCACGCACGCACGCACGCACGCACGCACGCACACACACUUACACAGUCUGCACGUGACAAUACGGGGACACGAGUGUGCGUUGUGUAUAUAUGUGUGUCUGCGUGCGUGUGUGGAUGACGAAAAACAGAAUAAGUGGGAGAGCGAGAGUGAACGGGUGAAUGUUUGUUUGAAUUGCUUUCUAUAAGUGGCGAUAAAGCGGAAGAGGCAGCGCGACGUAUAAUUGUAUAAAAAUCUAAAUUUCUUGAGUAAAUAAGUAAUUAAUUAACGUAGAUAAUUGAAUAUAGAUCGAGGAGCGCAGCAUCUGAAUUGGCAUAGCUGCGCGGCCCGUUGACAGUUUUCAAAUGAUCUCCGGUAGCUUAGCUCUUAGUGACGUGCCAUCCAAGACCUCUUCGUCUUUUUAAGGCGCUUCAAAAUAUCUUUGCUAAGCGCAUUUAUCAUUUCACGAAGAGGAGCACGUCUCAUUUCCUUAAUGCUUUUUCUAAUCUAUUCUCUAUCCUUUUCACUUUCUUUAACUCUAAAACUAUUCUUUCAGCUCUAUUAUUUUUAUUUUCUUUUUCUUUUUGGUUAGUCAUCUAACUUCUUACAGUUUCGCCUGUCGUGACAAUCUGGAAUUUCCCACGAAUGAACUUGGUUUCAGCGAUGGUUGAUUAUAUUUUGCAUUUGUACCCUCGGAAUGGUGUUCAAUUUCCGAAGACAAUUAUUUUCAGAUCCUUAAGAUUUUUUGUUGCAUUUUUGAGCUUUUACAUUUGAUAUUCACUUAAAAGACCGUCGAGAUAUCUAAUCUUGUCUGUGUUUCUAACAUUUAAACGAAUAUAUAACUACAGUACCAUAUACUUGUCUCUUAAUAUUCCAGUAUGUAGACGAAUAGUAUUUAUUUAGAUAAUGUACUCUCGCUUUUUCCCAGUUGUAAUUGAGGCAACUGUGUUUUCUUUUUUAUUUUCAAAAGUUUUUUAGUAUUUCAUAAGGUAAUUGUACAUAACAAUUGGGGAUUUCUUUUCACUUGAUCUCUUGUGUCAUAUAAGAUUUAACGCUGUUGCCUCGGCCAUAUACCAAUUCCUUACUGUGGGCUUCGAGAUUUUUUGCUUCUCAUUCUUAAAUUCUCUUCAAUGAGAGCCGAGAAUGAUGUCUUCAUUCGAUGUGCGUUGCUGAAAUAUUUUUUUAAUAAUCAAUGUGCUUGUUCAAUCGCUAAUAAAUUAUCAAAGCAAUAAGAAACGAAAGUGUAAAUUUAAAUCGAAUAUUUUCAAUAACGCCAUUGAAUCUCGUCACUCACUUGAAAAAGAGCUAAUAUUUAUAACGACGAUAAGAAAGUAACUUUUCUCGAUGGUCUUCUUGGGCAAUACUUUUUCUUAUUGGAGGUUGAGAAGACUCUCGAGGCAGGUUUGAUACUUUGAACUUGUUUCAACCCUUCAAAUAUAACCGUAUGCAAACACUAUGUUUUGCUGUCAUGACAGCCUAUUUCUUUAGAGGAAAAAAGCGAGCGAGCGUAAAGUCCCCUUUUUCCGCGGUUCGGUGAUUUACAUAUUCAAAAGAAUCAAUUAUCUGAUCGAUAAUGUGUGAAGCAAAAAAGUACCCACAUACUAUACCAGAUAUGCAUUUUUUUUGUGAAACUGGUGAGUGAAAAACUUUUUGGGCAAUAGUUUUUCGUGAAAAAACGUUUUUGAACGGAGACGAAGGCAAGCACGUGUAAAUAGUUUUGCUUUCUUUAUUUCAAUCUCAGCACUUUAGCAUUUUUUGUCUUUGCACAAGCCACAUUUUGUUUUUUUUUCCUUAUUACGUUUUUAUUUUCUCUUUUUUAUGUUUUUUUUCACCGCGUAAUUAAAUACGAAACCUUAGAGUCGUAAACAAGUAGAAGCAGUUUAUAGCUAGUAGUCAGCCAUAUGGAGAAUAAACUAUGAAUAAAGCAUUGAUAAAAGUGUGUAUGUGUAUAUACACACAUAAAUAUAUAUUUUAAAGGGUAUAUUUGAAAAAAAUCACGAUUAUUGUUUUUUGAGAUGAUAAGCUGGUUUUAGGCGCGGAUGAGAUACGUGCGAAUAGGUGUUUUGCCAAUUCUGUCAUCGUUAAUCUUUACCAUGAUCAGAUUAUGAAAAGAAAAAUUUGCGGAAAAAAGUAUGCGAGAUCGAUAGUAAUUGAGCCUCGUCUUCGAGACGUCGUUGAUACGGAACUCUCUUGAAUGAUCCACGCGCGUGUGCGCGCGCGCUCACUAUUUUUCGGUAACUCGAUGAAUUUUUUUGUUCGAUAAAUAGUACGAAUAAUGCAACUCAACAAAUGUCAAUUACGUACCGCAGGCGAGGUAUUCGAUUGGAGUAAACAAAAGAAUUAUAAGCUGUAACUGUGACUUUGUGGAUCAUGGGGAGCAGGCUGUGCACGGAACACUUACAACUUAGAUAAAGCAAAUAAUAUUUACCAAUAAUCUUUCGAUACUCUUUUCGUACUCUAAAAAAGUAUAAUGCAAUUGAAAUAAAGUGCAGCCCGCCCACCCGAGAUCCCCGCGUGUCAAAGCGUCACUGUGAUCUCGUAAUUAAUAAUAGAUAUCUAAUUAUAAUAACGAAUAAUCGUAUUGAAUAUUGUAACGUUCCUUUUCCUUUUUCACAUGCCCGCAGCAAACACAUCCCUGUUUUAUUUUGUAGGCUCCCUGCUAAAUUCCGAAAGUUGUCCGAAGAGUCUAUACGAGAUUUUUUGUUAGCUCAAAGAAUACAAUAAUAAAAACAAACUUGCUUUUGAACGUUCAUUCUGUAGUUGUAUAAUGUAUUCCACGAAUCCAGUAGUUCAUAAACAAUUGAAAAAAAUGAUGAUCUCUAGAAGACAUGGAUUCCUGGGCGAGUUUGCAUUUAUUCUUAAUGUCUCUCGUUUUAGCUCAGUGAUUAUUAAACUUAAUUCUAUCAGAAUUAUCUAUUCUUCUUACUAUUGGAAUUAAUGUGAUUGCUUUUCCGUUCUCCGUAUCUCAGCGCGGAGAGAAAAGAAAAGAGAUAUAAAAAGUUAACGAGAGGCAUUAGUUUUUAUCAACCACCCCAGUUGAAGCAUGUACUUCAUCUAUUACGUUAACAUAUAGUUAGAUUAUUUUCACUUAUUAUUACAAUUAUUAUUAAUUAUUGAUAAUGAAAUAUUAUUAUUGCUAUUAUUGGUACUGAUACUUUACUUUGAGGAUCGCAUGCGUAUUUAUAUUUUUUCACAUUGAAAAUGAUUAUUUCUCAUCGCUAUGGUAAUUUUAAUGAAUGUGAAGAUUUUUUUCUAUCAAAAUAAAUUAUUGAAUUUGCACAUUUUAUGCUUUUGAUCGUGGCGUUGGAGAGGUAAUCGACUAGUCUUUACCGGACAAAGCGUUUGAGAUUUUUUAUACAGGAUAAAUGACCGUGAGAUUCAGAUUGUUUUAUACUCUUUUUGAUACUACUAAUAAUGAUAAUUCAAGUGCCGAAUCGUUAGAAAAGCAAAGUCUUUUAGAAGUUUCAUCUUGCAAUUUGCAAUUUUAGAUAACAAAAGAAGAGAUAAACUACUCUUUUUUAUUACAUGUAAACUAUUGUGUCAAUGCCAUAGAAAAUACAUUCAAUUUUGUCAGUAUUUUGAGCUAUGUCUCGUUUUACCUCCCUCAUUUUAUUUUUUCUUUCACUGCCGUUCAUUCAGAAAACUAUGAUCAAAGUAUUUUAGAGUAAUACCGUAAAAAAGGCCGUCUAAGGCACACUCGGGAUAAAACUCUGCAUUUAUAAAUAGAAACGCGCGAGUAAUAAGUUUAGGAGAAAGCAAUUUUCGAUGAGAUAUGGGAAGGGAAAAAGGAAAAAAAAGACAAAAAUUGUUUUGAUUUGCUCAGACUGUCUUCAAUUUGCCAUGAAAGUAACGAGCGCUACGAAAAGCUCGUGGUGGUUUGCUUUAACUCCCGAUAAAGGUGCCAAGUGUAGCACGCGUGCAUUACGCGCCGCUUAUAAGCGUGUUCUAUUUUUUAUAUUUUAUCGACACUAACACAUCUUUUUUUGUUUGUCUGAAAACUUCUCUUUUUUUAAUCUGGCUGUCAACGAUCGAAUAGUGAUAAACCGCUAUUUAGAAAGGAUUAAACAUUUGUAUAUUAUUUUUAUUGUUCUUUUUAUUUGUUUUUUUUUUUCUUUCUUUAAAACUUCGGAUGUCCAUGAAAUCGUUACCUGUAGCCAAAUGCCUCCUCCCUUCACCUCGGAUCAUUCUUUUCCAUCCUUUCCUUAUUUAUUUGGGAUUGUUCCAAAGGAAAAGUAUUUAAAAGAAAAGCAAAAGAAAGUAUGAGCGUGUUAUAUUAUCUAAAAAAGAAAAUAAAAAUAAAAGAGAAAAGCGUUAUAUGUUGUGUAGCUAGCAAAAGAAGAAAAAACUGCGUCAAUUGAUUGGAUUGCCUCCGGCCGAGAGAGAGAGAGAGAGAGAGAGAAAGAAAGAGAACAAAUAAGAGAAAGAGAAUAAUAAGUGAAAAAAAAAAACGAGUACGAGCGUGCGCUCAAGCCGUCGUGAAAGCUCGCAAAAAUGCCUUGUGAUAGAGUCUGGACUCCUUGCGCUCCCCCCCUUUUAGACGUCUCUUGAUCCUUUGCCUUUUGAUCUCGAGGAAAAAAAUUUCAGGUAAAGACAUUUUUUUUUUCAUACAAAUAAACAACAGAGAUCGCUAACAGCUCGUACGUGUACAUGCAUUGUCACAAAUAAAAAACAGCGACAGAGGGAAACUCUAAAAGCUUCAAAAGACGCUAGUUAUUGAAUCGAAAAUUUCGUCCAGCUGACCAAUCCAAAGAAGCGACCAAAUAAACCGAGAUGAGAGUUGAUGUUGCGAGCGUUUGUGAGACGCGCUUGAGUUGUUUGCUUUUCUUUUCUCCGAAAAUAAAGAAAAAGAAUUAUAUAUGCGUCCGUACAUAAUAAAAUUCAAGUAAAUUGGAGAAAGAUCACAAGGCGGUCACGUGAUAGUCGAACGUCGUAACGAACAUUUUUCUGCCUACCAGCAGUUUUGCAUUUAUUUUUAUUACUUUUUGUUAUCUUUUUUAUUUUUAUUGCGUUUGCUUACUCUCUCUCUCUCUCUCUUUCUCUCUCUAGCUCUCUCUCUCUUUUCACCAUUGUUUCUAACUCUCUUCUACACUUCUCCUUGUUUCCGCUAUUAAAUUGCUUAUAACCAGAUAAAUGAAAAGUAAAACUAAACAAAUAAACAAAAAAAUUAAAAAAAAACAAUAAAAUGAGAAAAUCAUGACACCUCGUGCUGGCUUUGCCCGCGAGCGAGAACGACGAAAUGCGAAAAUGAAUAAGCGUAAAGGAAAUAAGAAAAAUUGUAAAACGACCGUCAGAGAGAGAAAGAGAGAGUGCAGGAUCGUAAAGCGUCUAAGUGUAGGUAGUUGUACAUUGAUACUGGCAUAAAUAUGUAUAACGCGGGGCGAAGCUAUAUCGAGGUACGGGACCCGAUAUCCAUACGAUGCUGUGUUAUUUAAGUCACUACAAGACCAUACGUUAUUGCUACUUUUAUUUUAUUUUAUGAACACAAUUUUCUCAUGUUAUUAAUUUUAUUGCUAUCAUACGAGUUUUUUAAUAGAACGCACUAGGUGCGUGAGCUACGUAUUAUUAAUAUAAUUACUUUGAGUUUUAAUUUGUUUACGUAACAAUUAACUCUGCGUCAUUGUACUUGCGAUUGUAAUUAUUCCUCUGUCUAUGUAUGAUUAUGAUUAUCAGCGCAACAUCCUUCCGCUCCGGUCCUCAAGAUUUUCAUUAUUGUAAACUUUGCGCUAAUCUUUGUUUUUUCUUUUUAUAAAACUUUCAUCUACUGAAUUUUUAUAUGGACGUUUAUUUGAUUUUUUGACUCUUGUGUCCGUUGUUCACGUCUGCAUACUCAUGACACGGCUCUCGAAACAAAUUGAUACACGGUAAAAAAGACGAAGAGUAGUCGAAAAGAGUGUUGAGCAAUUUUUCAAAUCCUCUGACAGAUCUGGAAAAAAGCACGACCAGUGAGAUUUUUCUUUUUUUUUUUGUUUCGGAAAAAAGCGAGGAAAAGCGACAUGUCUUGAUGUACACACGGGCAGGAGGCAUCUCCGCUACCCGCAUGUCUUUCAUUGUACAGAUUUUUUCACUUUUAUAUAGUUAUAAUAUUGUAAACGUUACAAUGUCGAUAAUUACGUCGAUGACUAACGUCAUCGUAUUAUUAUUGUACUUGAUUUUUUUAUUGAAUAAAUGUGAACACGCCGAAAAAUAAAAAAAAAA
Molecule: messenger RNA, 8823 nt
Organism: Phymastichus coffea
Lineage: Eukaryota; Metazoa; Arthropoda; Insecta; Hymenoptera; Eulophidae
Exons: 3
Coding region: 671-1447 (258 amino acids)
Source: RefSeq, a predicted model, not a curated record